Chiloscyllium plagiosum (whitespotted bambooshark) is the source of this 3430-nucleotide messenger RNA. RefSeq names its product methenyltetrahydrofolate synthetase domain containing (gene mthfsd). Gene Ontology annotation, molecular function: RNA binding. Gene Ontology annotation, cellular component: cytoplasm. NCBI's taxonomy places the organism in Eukaryota, Metazoa, Chordata, Chondrichthyes, Orectolobiformes, Hemiscylliidae. The record is from RefSeq and is a predicted model, not a curated record.
GGAUAUCUGGUCAUCAUGGACGAGUUGGACCAAAGGGUCAGUUUCCGUGCUGUACGUCUCUAUGACCCUAAAGAAGAGUUUACAUAGAAUUAAGUCUGUGGAUCGAGGUCUCACUUGUCUAUGCCUUCUUCUCCAAAGACACCCUCUCUCAGUAUCACCACCUUCUACAGGGGUAUCCAUGCAACUACUCGAGCACCCCUAAACAGCAUCCUCCUUCACCAUCGCCACCUGCUGCUGGAGGACCCCAUCAAAGCACCCCCAGUCAGCAGUCUCCCCCACCAUCGACUGCUGGAGGUCCCCACACAAUAGCUCUGGCAUCGCUACCUUUACCAUCGCCACCUGCUGAUGGUGGCUUUAAUACAUUAAAUUGACUGACAACACAAGUGCUGCAUGCCAGGAGAUUCCAUUGAUUUGUGGCAGAUUUAAAUUGGCAUGGGGGAACGGGUCAGCAUACAGCGCGACAAGGAUCAGUGAGCAUUUGUGGGCAGCAUUCUUUGAGCUCAACCGUGAAUGCUUUGUCAUCGCCUGUUAAAUCCAGCCUGUGUUACAAACUUCCAAAAACACAGAAAGCUGAGUUGGCAAACUAAAUGUCCCGAUCUGCCCACAUUCUCUCGGUUGCCAGCAUUGCUGGGGUGGCCAAAGACUUUUUUUUUCAUUACUAUUUGUAAACAGCUCUUGCUAGUUUGCCAUGGAUUGUCGUCUCACUGGUUCGUGAAGCAUAAAAGGCACAUGUGAGGCGACCUGCAGUUGUUUGCAGAUGUCAGCAGCUUUGCAAAGCCCAGAAGCAGUCGAGGGAAUUUGCGUGCGAGUGUGGAUCCAGCACUCUGAAAGCGAUUCGCAGUUUCGGCUCCCCUUGCCUUGCAAUGAAAGUGCGGAAACUGCUGCUACUUUUGCUUGCAGUUUGGAAAGUCGGUGCGGAAACACGUGUCGAUCGCGGAGGAGGGCAGAGUGGAACUCACAAUUGCUACACUUACCCGUGACGUCGCCAAUUGUGACGCUCAUCGGAUACUUUGUACAUUCGCCUUCUUCAGUCGGAAACAAUGUCAGUUUAAAGGCACAGGCACCGCAUUACUUCUGUUGGCAAAUGGUUAAUCUGAACUAGUUCAGGGAAUAAAAACAUGGAGCCUGCAAUCAAAUUGAAGCCUGGUGUCUCCAAGUGGGACAUUCGCCAGAAAGUUUGGGAUUAUAUGGAAGAAAACAAUUUGGCAAACUUCCCAAGACCAGUUCACCACAGAAUUCCUAAUUUCAAGGGUGCAUAUGAUGCCUGUAAUAGAAUCAAAACCUUAGAUAGUUUUAUGAAGACCAGAGAGGUGAAGGUGGAUCCUGACAAACCACUAGAAGGAGUCCGUUUAGCUACGCUCCAGGCCAGAAAGACAUUGUUGGUUCCAACUCCUCGGCUCAGGACUGGACUAUUCAACAAAAUCAUCCCACCCCCUGGGGCCUCGAAGGAGAUAGUACGUGUGUGUUCUACUGCUCAGGGUGUGAAAGAUUUCAGCGUACCGAUUGGACUUGAUGCAAACAUUCAUGUGGACCUGGUGGUUGUGGGAUCUGUAGCUGUAUCAGAGAAAGGAUGGAGAAUUGGAAAAGGCGAGGGAUUUGCAGACCUGGAAUAUGCGAUGAUGGUAUCAAUGGGAGCAGUUGAUGAGAACACAGUUGUUGUCACCACAGUGCAUGACUGUCAGUUGCUUGAUAUCCCAGAAGAGCUGAUGGACAGCCAUGAUCUCACUGUAGACUACAUCCUUACACCUAGCCAAGUGAUAAAAACAAACUGCAGCUGUUCCAAGCCUCAAGGAAUUAUUUGGUCAAAGGUGGAUUCAAAUAUGAUGGAAAAAAUUCCAAUCCUUAAAAGCCUUCAGUUCAGGGAACGAAAAGCAGGAAAGGAUGUUGCUCUGAAGGAGGAAAGGCACGCAGAGAAGAAAGAACUCCAGAGACUAUUAGAGAAAAGAAUAUCAUCUGGGAAAGGUGGAGGUGCAACCAAAGUUAAAACUAAUGCAAUGGAAAUGGCCAGAAAUACUGAAGCUAGUGAAGAACAUAAAGAACCUAGCUGUAAAAACCAGCCUAAUGCUCCAACCAGAGUUACUUCAAUUUAUAUGGGUAACCUACCUCAUAGUCUGAGGGUCAGUGAAUUAAAGAAUACCUUAAGAGAGCACAAUGCAGUUCCAUUGCGUCUGAGUUGGCAGGGGGCCCAACACAGGGCUUUUCUUGAUUACAAGGACGAGGUCACUGCAGAAGAAGCUGUAACCUCCCUUACUGGGCUAAGUAUAAGUGGGAGUGUGAUUAGAGUUGAACUUGCCAAGAGUCAAAGAGGCAAUAGAUCUAAAAUUCAAACCACUGAAAAACCAAGCAGCCAGUAAUCUGAUUGAGUACCAAAAACGUUGGCAGCAAAUUUCACACGUAAAUAUGUUUUAAAAGAAUUGAUCAUGUUGAGAAGUGCAGGGUGCAACAAAGGCAGCUUAUUUGUAAUUUGAUUUUACAUGUCGUGCCUCAUUUAGACAUGAAAGAUUAGUUGAACAAAAUGAAACAAUACACAUUCAUGAACAGCCAAUGAAAUUAAAUGCAUUUGAGCAGGUAUUGUUGUGAUACAGGUAUUAUUGACCAGAUACUACUAUCUGGAUGUGAUAUCUGACAUAAAAUGAUUGCCUCUGUAAUAUUAGAAAGCACAUGAAAUACUGCAGAGGGCUGUUAUGAUAGUGUCCCCCCACCUCUGGGCCAGGAGACCAGGUUCAAGUCACACCUGCUCCAAAUGUGGGAUAUAACAUUCCUGAACAGAUUAAUUGAUUGAAAAUCUGUUUGAAAUAUUGCAACAGACAUUGUAUUCAGUUUCUUUUCAGCCUAAUAGAAAACAUCGAAUGCAAAUUAAUGGCUUUGCACUCGCAAGAUUAAUUGAUACACAAGAGAACAUAAAUCAUAUUUUUUUUUAUGAUUGAUACUAUUUAAGUUUACUCCCUACAGAUGAUAAGAUUCAAUAUUUUUCUGUUGUCCACCUGUUUACGUUAAGAAUUUAUGGAAUCCAGUAGCUUUGCUGUUAACAUUAGAAAUAUGGUCUGUUAGAACUUGACUACAGUAGGAUUUGUUUUAUGUACCUUAAGUUGCCAGAAUGCUCUUAACAAAAAUAGGUGAUACAGACCAUUCAGGAAGCAUUUUCUCAAAGGAAGUGAAUCUCAUGGGAGACCUUGUGAAAGCUAUUUCACAAGCAGGGCCAUGGUACAGCUCAUUGAUGUGGACUUGGAGUGGAAAAGGGUUUCACUGGCUUACUCUUGGUAACAGUCAUAUAGGUCGGAUGCCAACAUGUCAGACAAGAAAUCACACUGGAGGAGUUGCAUUGAGUCCAUUGUCGCUAGUUUUGGGCAGAAGUCAAAAAAGUGCUUCACAACUGAAAAAGCAAAGGUGUAAAGUGAGUGAAAAGGCAUCCAAUAAAUCCAUGUCCAAA